Molecule: messenger RNA, 1404 nt
Organism: Delphinapterus leucas (beluga whale)
Lineage: Eukaryota; Metazoa; Chordata; Mammalia; Artiodactyla; Monodontidae
Gene: LBX1
Product: ladybird homeobox 1
Biological process (GO): regulation of transcription by RNA polymerase II
Cellular component (GO): nucleus
Molecular function (GO): sequence-specific double-stranded DNA binding; DNA-binding transcription factor activity, RNA polymerase II-specific
Source: RefSeq, a predicted model, not a curated record
GAGCCCGGCCCGCGCGCUGCCGGGCGCGGCCUCCUUCCCGCCUGCCGCCCGCCCGCGCCUCCCGGCGCCCGAGCUGCCCGCGGGCUGGGUCCCCGAGGCCCGAGCCGCCCCGGCCGGGCCCCCAAACGAGGCCGAGAUGACUUCCAAGGAGGACAGCAAGGCGGCGCCGGGGGAGGAGAGGCGGCGCAGCCCGCUGGACCACCUGCCGCCUCCCGCUAACUCCAACAAACCGCUGACGCCGUUCAGCAUCGAGGACAUCCUCAACAAGCCGUCUGUGCGGAGAAGUUACUCGCUGUGCGGGGCGGCGCACCUGCUGGCGGCCGCGGACAAGCACGCUCCGGGCGGCUUGCCCCUGGCGGGCCGCGCGCUGCUCUCGCAGACCUCGCCGCUGUGCGCUCUGGAGGAGCUCGCCAGCAAGACUUUUAAGGGGCUGGAGGUCAGCGUCCUGCAGGCAGCCGAAGGCCGCGACGGGAUGACCAUCUUUGGGCAGCGGCAGACCCCCAAGAAGCGGCGAAAGUCGCGCACGGCCUUCACCAACCACCAGAUUUACGAGUUGGAGAAGCGCUUCCUCUACCAGAAGUACCUGUCCCCCGCCGAUCGCGACCAAAUUGCGCAGCAGCUGGGCCUCACCAAUGCUCAGGUCAUCACCUGGUUCCAGAAUCGGCGUGCCAAGCUCAAACGGGACCUGGAAGAGAUGAAGGCCGACGUGGAGUCCGCCAAGAAACUGGGCCCCAGCGGGCAGAUGGACAUCGUGGCGCUGGCCGAACUCGAGCAGAACUCGGAGGCUGCGGGCGGCGGCGGCGGCGGCUGCGGCAGGGCUAAGUCAAGGCCUGGCUCUCCGGCACUCCCCCCAGGCGCCCCGCAGGCCCCGGGCGCCGGGACCCUGCAGCUCUCGCCCGCCUCCCCGCUCACGGACCAGCCGGCCAGCAGCCAGGACUGCUCGGAGGACGAGGAAGACGAAGAGAUCGACGUGGACGAUUGAGCGGCGCCCGGCAUCUUCCGCAGCCCCGGGCUCCUAGCGCUCUUUGCCCGCCACCUCCCGGACAGGACCGCCAAGGGGAGCUGGGACCUCCUCUGCAACUCCCGCCUUCUCCCCUGUCCCUGGCCCGGACUCGGCUCCCGGCAGCCGCCUCUUUCCUCUCGAAGCAAUAAACCCGGGCUGGCCGGCCAAGCCGGCUGCCGCGCGCGGCCUCCGCUGCCCCGGGAGCCCUCGCCGUGCAAUUCUGUAUGGCUUCUGUAUAAAUAUUUAAACCUAUAUACCGGGUUCUUCCCACCGCAGCCUGACUUUUUUCUUUCUUUCUUUUAUUUUUUAAAAUCUCGGAGUUUCCAUGUUCUCAAAGCUCAGGCUGCCGGGUUUGCUGAGGGCGAGAUAGAAUCGAGGGUAAUGAACACUUAACCUCGAGG